Lutzomyia longipalpis is the source of this 2130-nucleotide messenger RNA. RefSeq names its product splicing factor Cactin (gene cactin). The record is from RefSeq and is a predicted model, not a curated record. Gene Ontology annotation, molecular function: protein binding. Gene Ontology annotation, cellular component: cytoplasm; spliceosomal complex. Gene Ontology annotation, biological process: mRNA cis splicing, via spliceosome. The coding region runs from base 93 to 2072 and encodes 659 amino acids. The transcript is spliced from 2 exons. Lineage: Eukaryota; Metazoa; Arthropoda; Insecta; Diptera; Psychodidae.
AUUUAAGUUUCUUCGUAAACGUAAACAAAGCGUUUCCCUCAUCCAAUUUUUCCUGUUUUCUGUGCUAAAAACUUCCUCGAGAAUUGUAAAAAAUGCCCAAGAAAUCCAAAAAGUCAAAACAUCGCAGUCGAAGAGAUUCGAGUGAUUCUGACUCAUCCAGAGAUGACAGGAGGAGGAAGCAUAGCAAGAAAAAGUCCAGAAAGAGAUCCAGCUCAUCCUCAUCAACGGAGGAUUCAUCAAAGAAAUCGUAUGAGCUGAUGAAAAGGCUGGAAGCAAGAAGGCAGCAGGAGGUUUUGGAGCGGAAGCGUCGUCGGGAGGAGCAGAAGGCAAUGGAGACCCCAGAAGAGAAGCGCGCAAGGAGAUUGCAUGAAAAGCAGGCAAAAGAGCAGAAGCGCAGGGAAAGGAUGGGUUGGGAUAAGGAGUAUCAGCACUACACGAAUCAGGAUAAUCCCUUUGGGGACUCACAUUUGACAUCCACGUUUGUGUGGUCGAAGAAACUGGAGAAGGAGGGCUUGAAGGAUGCCACGACGGAGCAGCUAGAGUCCCUGAAUCGGCAUAAACAGCUGGAGAAUAAGAUUGAGCUGGAGAAGGUGAAGAAACGUCGGCAGGAGCGAGAGUUGGAGCGACAGAAGCGCGAAGAGGAACAGAAUAUGAUGCAGAGAUCCCGUGAGGCGGCUCAGUUUGAGGAAUGGGAGCGUCAGGAGGAUCAGUUUCAUCUCGAGCAGGCACGCCUGAGGAGUAAGAUAAGGAUUCAGGAUGGACGGGCAAAGCCUAUUGAUUUGCUGGCUCAGUACAUCUCUGACCAGAAUCUGGAUGACUGCCUGGAGAUGCAGAUGCAUGAACCUUAUACAUACCUCAAUGGGCUGGGUAUAAAGGAUCUCGAGGACUUGACGGCGGAUAUUAAGGUCUACAUGGAGCUGGAGAAGUCCAAGAAUUCCGAGUACUGGGAAGAUCUCACGAUUAUCGUGGAGGAUGAGCUGAGGAAGUUGCAGAAGGUACAGAACGCAGAGUAUCAGGCAACACUGGGACGCCGGGAGGGGAUUCAUCAGAGUGUGGCGAAGGAUGUGGGAGAAAUCUUCCGGGGGAAGACAACGCUGCAACUGGAGGAGCUCAAGAGGAAGAUUGAAGGGAAAAUCUCAGGGCAGAGUGAUGGUGUUGACGUGGGCUACUGGGAGAGUCUUCUGUCGCAGCUGAAAGCUCACAUGGCACGCUCGAGGCUCCGGGAUCGUCAUCAGGAGAAUCUCAAGCACAAACUGGAGCUUCUGCGGCAGGAACAAUCGCAAAUGGUUGAGGAUGAGAUAAAGAAAGAACCUCCAGACUCUCCACAGCCGGGAACGAGUCAACAACAGGGUGGCACGUCAUCCAUUGAGUCCACAGGAAGUGACGAAGAAACCUCUCGGGAUGCCACGGAAGCAGAAGGAAUUGUCGAGGAAGCCCUUAAUCUCUACAUUAAGGGCAACUACAGCCCCCCAUACAUCCGCGAUGAAGACCUGGAGCCCGGAACAAUUGUCAUUUCCGGCGAGGAUGAUCUCGAGAAGCUCGAAUACCUUCGAAAUCAGGCAAUAGGCCGAGAAGGAGAUGAUCCAGAUGCCAGUCAAGAUGAUCUCCGGAUGCAGAAGGAAGCGAGAAAGGGAAUGAAUGAUGAUGAAGCAGAAUUCGCCGUGGAAUCCAAACUAGAUGCCCAGAUCUACCUGUGGUCAGAUAAAUACCGCCCCCGGAAGCCACGGUACUUCAAUCGUGUCCACACGGGCUUCGAGUGGAACAAAUACAAUCAGACUCACUACGAUCUGGAGAAUCCUCCGCCCAAGAUUGUUCAGGGCUACAAAUUCAACAUCUUCUACCCAGAUCUCAUUGACAAGAACAAAACGCCCAAGUACUACCUGACUCCGUGUGCAGAUAAUCGGGAUUUUGCAACGCUUCGCUUCCAGGCAGGGCCCCCAUAUGAGGAUAUUGCCUUCAAGAUUGUCAACAGAGAUUGGGAGUUCAGCUACAAAAGGGGCUUCCGGUGUCAAUUCCACAAUAACAUCUUUCAGCUUUGGUUCCAUUUCAAGAGAUACCGCUACAGGCGAUAAUUUGGGUGAACCGGAAGUUCUGGAUUUUAAGCGGAUAAUAAAGUAUUUUUUAAGGAAA